Molecule: messenger RNA, 2742 nt
Organism: Zonotrichia albicollis (white-throated sparrow)
Lineage: Eukaryota; Metazoa; Chordata; Aves; Passeriformes; Passerellidae
Source: RefSeq, a predicted model, not a curated record
GGUCCCCACUGUCCCUGUGAAGAACCUCACUGGCUCCAGUCCCGUCAACCCAGCACUGGCAGGGAUCACGGGGAUCCUCAUGAGCGCGGCCGGGCUGCCCGUGUGCCUGACCCGGCCCCCCAAGCUGGUGCUGCACCCCCCGCCUGUCAGCAAGAGCGAGAUCCAGUCCAUCCCCGGCAUCUCCCACUCCUGCCGCAAGACCACCAAGAAACAGGCCAAGAAGGGUAAAACCCCUGAGGAGGUGCUGAAGAAAUACCUGCAGAAGGUUCGGCAUCCGCCCGAUGAGGACUGCACCAUCUGCAUGGAGCGCCUCUCUGCCCCCUCUGGCUACAAGGGGCCCCAGCUGGCCGUCAAGCCUGACCUGGUGGGGAAGCUGGUCAAGUGCAGCCACGUCUUCCACCUCCACUGCCUGGUGGCCAUGUACAACAACGGCAACAAGGAUGGGAGUCUGCAGUGUCCAACCUGCAAAACCAUCUAUGGGGUGAAGACAGGGACGCAGCCUCCCGGGAAGAUGGAAUAUCACAUCAUCCCCCACGCGCUGCCCGGCCACGCCGACUGCAAAACCAUCCGCAUCAUCUACAACAUCCCCCCGGGGGUGCAGGGACCAGAGCAUCCAAACCCUGGGAAGAGCUUCACGGCCCGUGGCUUCCCCCGGCACUGCUACCUGCCAGACAGCGAGAAGGGCAGGAAGGUACUGAAGUUGCUGCUGGUGGCCUGGGACCGGCGCCUGAUCUUCGCCAUCGGGACCUCCAGCACCACGGGCGAGUCAGACACGGUGAUCUGGAACGAGAUCCACCACAAGACAGAGUUCGGCUCCAACCUCACCGGCCACGGCUACCCCGACAUCAACUACCUGGACAAUGUCCUGGCCGAGCUGGCAGCCCAGGGCAUCACCGAGGAGAGCCUGGCACAGGAGAAGGACUGAGACUGUGGCGAGGAGGCAAGGAAAGGGUUGCCUGUGCCGGCACCCACCAGGAUAAAGCUGCUGGAGAUAUCUGCCUGGGGGCUUUUCAGGGCACACCUGGAGCCCCCUGCUCCCAGUGGCAGCCACGCAGUGCCCCAGGCUGGCUGGGAAUGUGGGAGAAGGUCCUUUUGGCCGUCCCCUUCACUCCUGCAGGGCGGGAACAUCCCCAUACGCAGCUGUGGGGCUUCAGGCUGGCUUGGCCGCCCCUCUGGAUGGUGUUCUGUCCUCGCUGUCACUGUGCUGAGGGCUUGGGGAGUGCCAGGCUCCCCUCUCUCCUCAUCUGUGCCAGUCCCAGCCUGACCCAACACCCCUGCCACCCACCUGGGGCUGGCACCUGGCUUGGGGUGGGAGCUGGGGCCGCAGGAGUCCCCCUUGCUCUGCCUCGUCCCUCUGACGUUUGUCUGUCCGUUCGUUCUGUCCGGUACCUCCCCACUGGUCUCCUGUGUCUGUGGAGGCUGGGGGGCCUGGGCUGCCUCAGCUGCCCCCAGCCCUGCCCCCUGCUCCUCUUGGCUGUGUCUGAGCUGUGCCCUGCAGGGUCCCCGUGUCCCUCUGCAUGCCAGGGAGGGGCUGGUGGGUGGUAGCAAGUGUGUGGGAGGGGACAGUGACAUGCCACCCCCCGCAGUGGGUUCCUUGAACUGUUCGUAUGGGGGCGUCCCCACGUUGGAAUUUCUAUAUACCUCGUGUUUUGGGGUUUUGUCGUAUAUAUGUACAUAUAGGGGGGCAUCUGGGGAGGCAGCCUGGGAGAACGUGGUGCUGCAGCUGAGCUGGGGCUGGGCACAGUGGUGCUUGGGGUCGGGACAGGGGCUGUGGGGCCCCCCACCCCGACAGGGCUCUGCCCCACUGGAGGGCUGUCACUUGUGGGUCCCCAUGGGGCCAGGUGCAGGUGGGGUAAGAAGUGUCCCCCUUCCUGCCCUUGGGGAGGUCUGCAGGGGAAGGUGCUUGCUGAAGGGUUGGUGUGGGCUGGGCCAGGAGGGCGGUGUGGGUAGGAGAGUGUGGGUGAUGGGGGAAGUGUGUUCCAAGGCUCUGGGGGUCCCUGUCAGCCCCCUGGGUGACUGGGCCUUGGAGAGGUGGAAGGUGUCCCUGCGCAGGGCAGGGCUUAGGAAUGGGAGUCUGUGGGGUCCCUUCCAUCCCAAACCAGGGUUCACGGGGCCUCUCAGAGCCACCUGUGCCGGGUGCUGGUGGGAGGGGGGCCCAUCCUGCUGUGCAUCGUUCUGUUGUCGUUGCUGUUUUUCCUCUCCGUGGCCUGGAGGGUCCGUCACCCCCGCGGCCACCCCGCGGAGGGGCUGGGGGUCAAUAAAGCGGAUGGCAGGGGACUGUGGCGGUCCCUGCACGGCCUGGCCUCUCCGUUGUCUUCUGUCAGUCAUCUGUGUGGCCAGGCGAGCCAGGGGCGCUGUGGGCAGGGCCAGGCAUCCCGAGUCCCCCUGAUUUCCCUUUGCACCCAUCUGUGCCCAGCCGCCCUCAGCGUGGAUUGUUAUCUUCUACCUCAAGGGAGAAACCCUCUUUCCCCAGGCACACGCCCCUGUUUGGGUGGCUCUCAGCCGUGUGAUUUCUCCUCCACUGCACGCCCUGGGUUUUCCCCAGUGCAGACAAAGCCUGUCUGGAGCUAUGCAAAACCCUCUGGGCGACAGGGGGGAGGGUCCCCCACCUCCGCGGUGCCAGCCCGAUGGCUCUUACUGUGAGUAAGUCUUUCCACAACGUGACUUUUUUUCCUUUUUUUAAUGCUCUGUUGACUACACGAUGAGUUGCUGGCUGAAAUAAAACUGCUCCGUGCCUCUCUG